AUCGCCCCUUACUUAUCCUCGGGGCGCCCCUCUUUCUUUCUCUUCUCCUUCAGCAAGGUAAGAUGGCGGACGUAAUUUCUCACAAACCACGUGUAUUCAACUAAAAGUGCAUCUUUACACAUCAUCAAACAGCUUUUAACUACUUGUUUGUGUACUUACCAGUAACGUGUGUAUUUUUGAUGCUAGAUGCCCGGUGGUGUGACAGUAAAAGACGUUUGUCCUCACGAAUUUAUCAAGGCUUUGGCGGCCCAUUUGAAAAAGUGAGUAGUGUAGUUCCUAUCGCUGAACUUUUCGCGUUGAAAUUCCUUUAUGGAUCGCUCAUAUGAUACGCCUUUGCUAUUUCGGAAAUUUAGUGUAGGUAAAGACUCUUUCUGAAGGUAUUUGCCUACUUCAUGUUUGGCUAAUUAAAUUGCUCUACUUUUUACUGUGUUUGUUGAUUUGGAGGUUAAUUUGUUUUGUUCAUGAUCAGGGUUGCUUACAUCAGAUAUAUGAUCUUAUUAAAAAGCCACUAACGUUCUAGAGAUCAUAGCUAAUGGCAACAAACGAAACUGACAUGUCCACAUCAAUGUUUUAUAAAUAAAAGUUUAGUUGAUCAAACCAAACUGAAGUCAUGCAAAUCUCCAAUCAUCUCUCGAGAGUGUUUGUAAUGCAGGCUGUCAACCACCCAAAUCUUCACUUUUGACUUCACUUGUACAAAAAUACUUGUUGACUGCGAUCGUAGUGAAUUGGCAAUGACACAAAACACUUGAAAAAGAUGUUGUUGGCAUUGUAACAUUUGACCUGAUUGUUUUACUGCCCACUAAUCACAUUAUUAUAUGACAAAGGCAUACUGGAUUUUAUGAGGAAACGCUUGAUGUUAACAGCACAAAAUAGUUGAAAUUUUAUCGUCGGAAAGUUACUUAAGGCUACUGAAGAAGUGGCAAACUUUGGCACUUGUCCAGGAGAUUUCAGACUCUAAUAUGGACACUGGGAGAUCUUUGUGUAAAGACAAAAAAGUGCUUGUAAGCCUAAGGUUCUUUAUUACACUCAACCACUUAAGAGACUUACACAUUGGGCAGUUCUAACUGUUAAGCGUGUGAAGGAAAUGCCACUGCCACCCCAUUCUAUGGUAGUUUUUCUAAUUGUUGCUGUGAGGUGGUUAUUUAGGUUGUAUAUGUACAUGUACACAGGAAUCUCUCUGAACCCAAUCCUCUGCCUUCUUUGUCUUGAUUUUCACUGCAAUUUCUACUUAGAUUGCUUCCCCUUCUUGGCUACAGUGCAGCUCUAAAGCUCUCUUUAUGAGUUCUUAAACUCAUCAAGAGAGAUGAGUGUUAGAGGCUGUUAGACCUAUGAACUGUGGCUGAGUGCAUUGUGUAACCUUGACAACCCAGGUUCUUCCACCCAGGCACCGUGAUACUGCUUAUCAGUAUCCUGCGAAAAUGGUCGUUUCUCCUAGCUCCUCGCCGCUGGGGACAUUUCGCGAGGAUAAAUGUCUGCUACUCAGCAACAGAAAUUCCAUACUGAUGACGUAAAUCAAUGUUUACAUAAUAAAUCCGGUAGUCAUGGGGUUCCAAAUGCAGAUUUGUUCAAUUUUACAUUUCUCCUGGUCAGUUUUGGUUAAGUGUCGAGUUCAUCUGCGAACGAGCUCCAGCGAAACUUAAAUGCUUCUUUUAGAGAAGAAUAUAUUCCACAAAUAUUGGCUGUUUUGUUACAGAUUCGUCGCGUUUAAAUUUGACCUUCGUGGCCUUCUGUCUUUUGUCGGUCAUUCGUACACAAUAUCUAAAACAAUGUAACUUGAAGAGCGAGGAGAAACGACUGUUUUCGCAGGCUAGCAUAUCAGUGGAACCUAACGUACUUACCACGUAGUUUAUAGGGGAGGGGGGGAGAAGGGUAGAGAACAGAAAAACACUUUGCAAAUACAAGCCAUGAUAGGCAAUGACACAUGAACAUAAUGGCCUGACCUUAAGAGAAAGGCUGUAAAGUAAAGCUGUAUGCCCUUGCGACACCAUUAGGAUACCCGGCCAAAAAUAACUCCUAUUAGAGACUGCUGGCCAGCCAAGUCUCAAUUUAAACUUAGCCUAAGUUAGUUUUAUUUAGCCACAUUUAAAACUGCUGUGUAUACAUUAGAUUAAUUUUAAGCCCAAGCAUCAUCCUUGUAGUCAUACAUUAGUAAAUACUGAUGUACAGUCUGAAUAAUGUUUGUGAUUAGGGGUGGAAAGCUGAAAGUACCAGAAUGGGUUGACCUGGUGAAAACUGCGAAAAGCAAAGAACUUGCUCCUUAUGAUCCUGACUGGUAUUUUAUCCGAGCAGGUGAGCAGAAGUUAAUGCAAAUGGUUUUGUUGAGUGAUAUUGCAUUUGUUAGCUCGUAAGAAGAAACAGUGCUAUACUCUAAUUUCUAUUUCACUGGAUUUUGUCAAUCCCUCACUGGAGGGGGAAAACACUAAUAAGUUAAGUUAUGUAAGUUGUUUAGCAGUAUUGCACCUAUUAACAUUGAGGAAGAAAGUUAUGUUAUUUCAUUGUUACAGGAAUUUGUCAAUCCUCAUUGAAUGGGAAAAAGGUACUGUUAAAGGAGUUGUGUCACGAAAUUCAGUCAAAUUAGGAAAUUACAAAAUGCCCAUUAAGGUCUCGGUAAAGGAAAACGAGGUGCCCACAGAAAAAAAUUCUAGUCGCGCGAGUAUUUUCGCUACAAAAGCAAGUUAUAUAUCAAAUUAAAGCUAAAAGACUAAAUUACCUUAUAAAAGAUUUUAUUUCAUCGAAUUUCAAAAGGCGCUUAAGUUUUUUGCUCUCGAACUCAGAGGUAUCGAGUUUACUGCUGAAGCUCCAGCCCUUUCGCGUUGUUAAAUAUUCACUUCCUUUUUAUUGCAUCUGAUUGACAGAUAAAAGACCUAAAAAAGGGUGUGAGGAAUUUUCCGAUUUCCCUUUGUAACUCAUUUUAUGUCAGUUUCUUUGCGUAAAUCGCGCUUGAGAUUCGACUUUUUAGUUUGAAAUGCAAUAAUUGCGCUAAUACGAGACAUAUGCAAAUUUCCUCACACCCUUUUUUAGGUCUUUUAUCUGUCAAUCAGAUGCAAUAAAAACGAAGUGAAUAUUUAACAACGUGAAAGGGCUGGAGCUUCAGCAGUAAAGUCGAUACCUCUGAGUUCGAGAGCAAAAAACUUAAGCGUCUUUUAAAAUUCGAUGAAAUAAAAUCUUUUAUAAGGUAAUUUAGCCUUUUAGCUUUAAUUUGAUAUAUAACUUGCCUUUGCAGCGAAAAUACUCGCGCAACUAGAAUUUUUUUCUGUGGGCACCUCGUUUUCCUUUACCGAGACCUUAAAUUGAGAGAAACAUAAAAAUAACUGCUUAAAACUUUAAAGGAAGGUUAAAAUAACAUAACAGAAACAACAGAUACCAUGGAUAGGCAAAACUGAAGAAGACUGAAACGGAUUGAAAUCAGGGUUUUUGAAAACUGUUCAGCCCAGCAGUUUUUCAGAGUUGAUCCCUGCUGCUCGCAACUUAAAAAAAUAAUAUUGCUCAGGAGACAUAUUUGUUUGUCUCAGAUCUCUGAUUUUGUCAUUUACCUGUAAUUUCUUUGCUUACUUUAAGUUCCAAAGCGAUUAAAGGCGAGUAAUUGGCAAAACUAAGCAAAAUGAACUGGACUGCCAUGACACAGCCCCUUUAAGAGGAACAAUUUAAACUUAAAGCACGUUCAUACUCAGGGCUCAAAAUUAAUAAUUUUUUUGGCUAACCGUGUCAGGUUACUAAGGCUCAUUUUUAGUAACCAAGCAUCAGAAACUACAAACCGUUGGUUAAUGGGUUACCUUUAAUUUUGAGCCCUGAUACUUAUUAUAUAUUGGUAAGCUAACUUCUUAGCGUCAGAUGCUUAACAAUUUCUCUUUUAACAAAAGGGUUGGAUAUUGUACCUAAACAAAAGCUUCUGUUUGACAUCUAACAUUAGUUGCUUCUACUUCAUUUUUUCUCAUGCGUAUGCUUCAUGCUUUCUGCUUUCUUCUUUGUUCUAGGUUUGUUUAUGCUUUCUUUGUCGUUUAUUUAUUGGGUUUAUUUGUAUUUGUUUAUUCACUGUGGAAUUUUUUUAAUAUAUGCUUGAUUAUGAAGCAAUCAACAUAAACAUAAGCUGGAGUCUAACAUUUUAGGUUGUAAGCACUUCCAUGUUUCCAAAUAGAAUUGUAAAAAAAAUUGAAUAAAAGUGUACAUUUGUAACGAAAAGAGAUUUAAGGGAAAAGUGAAUAAAGUUGUAUUUUAUGUAGUAUCAUAUCACAUUGAAAGUUGUAUCAUAUAAAUGUUAUUAAUCAUCCAUUUAUUUUCCUUUGGUUUUAGCCUCCAUCCUUCGUCACGUGUACCUUCGCAGUGGAAUUGGUGUGGGUCACCUUACACGUGUAUAUGGAGGUAACAAGAAUUGGUUCAUAAAAAAUACUUGUUCAUUUUAAAGUGAUUUAGUUCAUGUAUGUCUUUUGAUAUUUUAAGACAUUGUCUGUCUUGACUCAAGUGAUUCAUUCCAGCAGGGAUGCAUGUCACAUUAAUUAAGCCUUGCAAUUUUAAAGUGAAUUGUGACCCUCCACGGGAAAACGUACACUAACGACCUUCCGUUAAACGGGCUAAAACGUUAGCUAUCCGUUAGUCAUCCGUUAGAAAAAUUGAUGAAAACCGUUAGUAGCGUUGGUAAAUCCGUUAGCUGGUGACUCUUGCCCGUCAGAGCGUUAAUCAUAUCCGUUAGUGGCGUUGAUUAUUCCAUUAGCACCCGAUCCUUGCCCGUUAGAGCGUUAGCCGUAUCCAUUCCUUAGUCAAUCCGUUAGUCUGAUGAUCUUUACUCGUUAGAAAACUUAGCGACAACUAACAUUCGUUUCUGAUAAUGGAAACUCGAAAGAUGCUAAAGAGAGCUUCUGAGAGUUCUGUUUUUGUGCUCUCUUGCACAAAAACAUCCAGUGACAAAAGUCUCAGCUUUAUUUGUUACAAUGAUAUUUCUGGCAAGAUGCACAGAGACAAUUGAAACGGCAAAAUACUCUGUCUUAACAUAGUUACUAACUAUGGUCUUAAACGUUGAAUUUCGUUACAAAAGUGUUUAUGAUGCGCCAUUUAUUGAUGAGUAAUUCACAGGCAAGUGAUUGAUAUAAAAAAUUAUUGGCAUGUGCCGCCGAGUGUGAAUUUACGGCGUCAUGAGAAACAAAAAAGUGAUAUCUCUGGUUCCACAAGGCACACAAAUUCGAUUGAAAGGGCAAAAUACUGUGUUUAAAACGCUGAAUUUCGUUACGAAAGUGUUUAUGAUGCGCCAUUUAUUGAUGAGUAAUUGUUUAUUUGGCAUGUGUUGCCGAGCGUGAAUUUGUGGCGUCACGAGAAAAAAGAAUGUGGUAUCCCUGGUUCUACAAGGUGCACCAAGUCGAUUGAAACGGCAAAUGAACAAAUUUUUUGAAUGGAGAAUUAUAACCCAAGCUGUUCGAACGGCUUCCUACCAUAUUCUCUUCAACGCCCCCCACUGCAUAAUUCCGUUCCUUAAGUUAACUCAUAAAGCGGUUCGAAUACUUUGAUAUGCUGGCUUCAGUUCAUCAGGUUAUCAAAGAAAUUUGCAUAAAGCAUGUGAACAUGAAGUGUCAAUUAACCGGAGAUACGCAACGCAACGCUUCCGCUCUCUUCAUUCCCGGUGGAUCAAAUUUCAACAAAAUUUGCAUAAAGUUGUUUAGUUCGAAAUGUCAAUGAGCGAGAGUCGACUAAUAUUAUUUUAAUUUUCCACGAAACUCAAAGGUCCACUGAUGCAUUUUGGGAACAACAUAACUAAGAUGGAUUGAGAUAACCUGCCAGACAUUCGCUGUAGUUGGUUAGCGGAUUCUCAACAAGAGACGCUUUUGACUGUCAGCCGCAGUUGUUUAUUGAUGGUCAGGGCUGUCAUUAAGAGGCGGGGGCCGGGGAUUUCACCCGGCUACUAUAAACGUGGCCCCCGGCUACUUUGAUAAGAAAAUAGAAGAAAAUAGAACCAAACGAAAUGACUAGCUGUUUUAUUCCCCGCCUACUUGUUGUAUUUACCUGGCAACUUGAAAUCUUAGUGACAACCCUGGAUGGUGGUCUGGUGUCGCUUUUUCGCUCGAUUACGACUCCGUUUUUCGGCUUGUUUCGUUAGGGACAAUUGCCAAUGUCACGUAGAAAACAAAGAGGAAUGGAAAGCGAAUUGUCAGAAUCGUAACUGUCACAAACUAUCUGGCUUUUUCUGAGUAUUUUUGUCGAUGUUUUGGGAGAAUUGAGUCAUGUCACUUGUCGAUUCUACCCCUUGGAAGUCCUGAUUGAAUGUUGUUAUCAGUUUUAGCCGCUGCAAAACCACGCUUCCUUUCUUUGAUCGACCGUUUAACUAAAGACUUCGCUAAAAGGCAAGAGAUAAUACGUGACCGAUUCGAUUCAUUUCAUUCUGAUUCAAUUUCCGCAGUUCAUGUGUUAUUUCAUUAUUAUACAUCAUUCACAACUUAUGAUCUUUUUAUUUUAUAGAAUUAAGACUUUAGUGGUGAUCAGUCACUAGAACUCUAGUAUAAACCGUUAGAACGUUAACGCAAACCGUUGGAGUGUUAGAGCGGACCGUUGGACCGUUAGGACAACCCGUUAGAGCGUUAAGACAAACCGUUAGAAGGCCAGGGCCGAGCGUUAGAACGUUAGUACAAAGCGUUAGAAUGACUUCAGAGCCGUUAGCAAUCCGUUAAGUAUCCGUUAGUUUUCUAACGUUUAACGGAAGGUUGCUAGUGUACGUUUUCCCUUGGAGGGUCACAAUUUCGAAAAUGUUCAAAUCUGUGCAGCACAUGUAGAACUCUUUUCAACAAUGUAUAAAAUCGUGUCUUUGAUCUUUCAGAUUGUAAGCAAUAUGAAAGCUUUGGUUGAUCUGUUAAACAUAAUUCUAACAAGAACUCUUUUGAUAGCAUUAAACCGAGCUUGUGUGGAGAUUAGAUAAGAAAGAAAUGAAAAGGCAAUUAAUACACAAAAGAGGAUUACCUCACUAGAAGUUUUUUGUGUCAUACUUUAUCGACAGUUGAGUAUUUUGUAUCAUUUGAUGAUUUUUUUAUGAAUUGAAUAAGUAUGCGUGCAUAACUACACAAAAAUCAAAGGCCUUGAUACAGAGAAAUUACAUUGCCAAAGAGCAAACCGUGAUGAACAUGGCGCAUCACCUCAAUCAUUGCCGAAAAUGAACCGCAUGCUCUUCACGAGACUCAUUUGCAUACAAUGAAAGUUUACAACACCUGACCAUUAUUUUAACCAUUGCUCAUUAAAAUUCUUCUUUCUUUCACUACUGACAUGCUCACUUGUUCCAUGGUUAUCAAUGCUUUCAAGCAAUAGAUUUCGUGGACUGACCCAUUCUGGUAAAGCUUUACAUCUUUCUCAUUAAUCUGCCUUAAGCUUUCUUCACAAAACAUGCAUGGCGCCGGUCACGCUUCGUUUCUUAUCCCCAGUUUGCACAAGUCUCCGCUAAGGUUGCCUGGGGCCAUGACCGCCCCUUUUUGUGUGCACACUUGAAAAGGGUAUCAACAGCGUGUUAAAAAUAAAUUUUUGAUCACCGUUAUGUUGCGUGUAUAUUUAUUUGAAAAGCAAGAAACAAGCUAAUCAAACUGCCUGUUGUUGUUAAACAGGGCGCAAGCGACGAGGCUCAAGACCGAGCCACUUUGAGCGCAGCUCAUCAUCUGUAGCACGCAGUGUGUUGAAAGGCCUUGAACAGCUGAAGCUCAUUGAGAAAGACAGCAGUGGGUAAGUUAUUUGAACAUGCAGUAAAUUUAUUGAUGCUCUACAUUGUCGAUAAUAGAGAGGAGAAGUCAUUACAUCACAUUGCCAUGGUAGCAAAAUUUCUGGUUAACAACAAAUCAAAAUGUCUCUUAAAAAGUGGAUGAAUUCGCACUUCAUCGAUCUUAUCAUGUCUUAUCUAUAUUGGCGAAAUUUUCUGGGUUGAAUCUGAAAGGACCAUAUCUAAGUUUAGAAAAAGAAACAGAAAAUUUUUGUGUUGUCAGGGUUGUCAAAAGUAGCCAGCUGCCAGCGAAAAUCGCCGCCUAUUUGUUUAGUAUCAGCCAGGUACUCUGCUUGGCAUUUCUUUAGGGGAGGCAUUUUUUAAAUGAGAUAUCACUGUUCACCAACAAGAUUGGAAGAUAAAGAGCAUAAUUUUCUUUGGAUUUUCAGUAAUUUUGGAAAAAAAAUAGCCUGGAGAGUGCAUAAAACAGCAUUUCAGAGUAUCUAAAUAUAAAAAGUUUGCUGCGGAGGGCGCCCCCAGAACCCCCAAGAGGCUUGCACCUUUGGUGCUCAGCAGUGCCACAAGCGCUGGCCGCUUACUUUGACAACCCAGUCAUCUACUUAAAAACUUUCUGCCAACCCUGGUUGUGCUCACCUAGUGGAUAAAGCGGGCAAGUGAAAUUUCGAAGGUUCAUGUUGCAGUCGUGCAGCCACGGCUAAGAAAUGUACAACAAAGCUUGAUGCAUGAGCAAAGUUGUUCUUUUGCCAUUCUAAACUUAUUACUUUUUUGUUGUUGCAAAAACUCCCUAUUGUUGUGAUCCAGAAAUUUUGCUACCAUAGUAACGUGAUGUCACACUUCUCCUCUCUAUACAGUCAAACCUGGCAACAGCUUUCUGUGUUAAGUUAACCCAUUCGCCCCUGAACCGCCCGUAACCGCCCGUGCGGAUCCAGGUCCUUUCUACCCUUUGUGAUAUCAUCAGUUUUAACGGUCAAGGACAACUUUCUUUGCUAACUUGUGCAGAGUGAAGAGAUCUUUCAAACCAUACCAGAAUGAGCACAAUUCAGUCAAGGACACCGGAGAAAGAAGCAAAAAACCACGUGACAAGGACCUGAAAAUCUCCAUGAAAAUCUUGUUCCAUUACCCACCUACUUUUCCUUUCACCUAAUCCUAAGAUCCUAAAAGCUUUCCUAAAAACUCUUCCCACCAAAAUGAAGCCUACUAAAUGCCCAGCAAGAGAAAAAAAAAAUGAGGCAAGAAAAGCGAAAAAAGAAGGGAGGAGAGAAAGCGAAAAGUCAAAGUCAAGACUGCUGUGUCACUUUUAAACCCAAAACCUAUGUUGAAAUUUUGCUUUCUGCGCAUGCCCGAACUUCGCAAGCUGAUAUUUUGCAUCUGGAUCAGAAGGCCGCCAAGUGUACGACCUGCAAACCGGUUUGUGGUAAGUUUUAGCUCUUUAUAGCACGACAGUGACCAGAAAACCACUCGACUAGCUUCAAAACGCGUUUUUCGGCAAAAUCUCCAGGAGCGAAUGGGUUAAUGAUAGUAUAAUAAUAAUAUUUAUUAAUUUGUACUGCUCAAAUGUCAAUCUGGAAAAAAUUUUCAUCUGUUUGUGCAUUACAUAAAUCCUACUUAAAAAUCCUAUUGAAAAAAUCUACAUUUUUUUAAAAAAAAAUAAUAUCAAUAAAAUACAUUCCUAGUACAAAUCCUAAUUCUAAAAAUUCUUAAAACAAUGACUAAUUAUCCCUAAAAUCCUGUUAACAAAUCAUGUGUAAUGCUUGGCCAACUUUUUUGUUGUCAGCUUUGUUAUAAUAAUUGUUUACAGGUGCUUGUACAUUGUGUUCAUUUUUCUUUGGUGAUAUCUUGCAUUAAUUUUUCCACAAUCAUAGAUCACGCAAAGACGCAAGUCUUUGCCCUAAGAAAAAUAUUACUGUACGGAUGCCAAAAGCUCUUAACCUUCUCCAGUAAACAAAGAAGGGCUCUAAACAGUAGUCUGACAUAGCUGGCAUAGCCUUCCACACAGACGUUCUGUUGGCUCAUCACCCAAUCCUCCCCAACAAACUUCUGCUGAAAUGAGCUGUGAAAAACAUAGACUUAUCACAGCACUCUUCCAGAUCAGGGGAAGUGCACUUUAGACCUUGAGAAAUUAAGGGUGUAGACUCAGGUCGCAAGACUCCAGAAAGUGUCAACAAAGUCCGAACAGGUCUUCGUAAAGCAAAAGCUCCCAGAUUGCUUACAAUGUAGAACAAACUCCUCUGUUAAAAUAAUUAGCUUAUCUUGAAUAAAAAAAGGAAAAUCUAAACACUAAGGUCACAUAUGACACUAUCCGAGCUUGUGACUUGCUUUUAGUCUGUCAACACUUCUAGAGUGAUUGGCCUUUUAUUAAAUAAUCACUAAGUGCUGAUUGGUUCUCUGGUAAUUUGCAUGUGAUCUCCAGCUGAUACUUGUAAACAAAGGGAAACGAAUUUAACUGCUCAUUUCAGGAGACGUUCAUGGGGAAGGAAGCCCUAGGAACUUCUGUAUCGCAGGCUAAAGCUGGCCAUACUGGUCAAUUUGUAUAGAAAAUUGGCCGGUUCUGAUUUUUGGCACCAUUUUAAGAUUCCCCAAAGGCAAAAGUCUAACUUGCCAAGAGCAAGUCAUAUAACUCCAUUGCACACAAAGAGGGCUGUGGUUAAAAUAAUGAGCCAUACUGAUUUUCAAAAAUGAUUUCUUUACUUCAGUGGCCGAUCUCUCACCAGCCAAGGACAGAGGGAUUUGGACCGCAUUGCAUGCCAGGUAAUGGUUGGAAAAUUUUUUGUCUACAGUAUUUUAUAGAUUAUUUUUAUGCAUUGUUGCACCUAUGAUCCCAUUGUUCAAAGGGGUGUUAUUUUGCCUUUGAGGGAAACUUUUAGGAGACAAUCUCUUUUAAGUGAGGAAAUAUCAAAACUUUCAUCACUUCAUAUUUUAUUAUUAGUGUUGUUAUUAUUAUUUUUUUAUUAUUGUAUUAUUAUUAUUAUUAUUAGCUGUUCAUAGUUUGUAGUAAUUUUAAUGCCUCUUGUGCAAGCCAAUUGAAAUAAUGUACAAGUUUGCUUGCAUGAGUUUUGCUGAUAAAAUAUUGUAAGGAUUUCUUGUAUACAGAUAAUAUUAAUUUUCUGAGAAACCAUGAAACAAAUAACAGUAAUUAAACUUCUUGUAAUGCAUUUUUGGUCUGAAACCAUAAGCGUGAUUUACGGCUGUUUUGAAAUUGCAGAAUUCAGUCUGCCAAUAUUUAUUUGAUUUAGUGGCUGUUUUGUUGAAAAGCAGAAACAAAAAGGCUCUCACAUCUCAUUUUGUACCUGAAACAGAAAUGAUGCAAUAUAGAGCAAAAAAAAAUGGUGCGAUUUAACCCUUCAAGCCCCAAUAUCCACAUACAAAUUCUCCAAACUUAUCUCUGUACAUUUCCUUUGAGAAUUAGUUGAGAGAAUUAAAGAAAAGAUCAAGGCAUUUUCUUCUUGGUGAUCAUUUUACUAAUUCUCAUAACCUUAUCUCUUGACUAUGUAUGGUUAUCGUUAGGAGAAAAUCCAUGUUGGUCACAAUUGGGACUUAAAGGGUUAAAACAGAAAUGACAUAAUUUAGAACAUGAAUGAUGUGAUUUAUAACAGAUGUGAUUUAGAGCAAAAAGUAGUGUGAUUUGUGAAUAAAUCGCACUGCUGAGAGCCAAUCACAGUACAGGGAUUACCAGUGAUUUCAAAAUGGAUAUGAUAAAAGAAUUAAUAACUGUUGAAUCUCAUCACUUUGUUUCAUGUUUCUUUUUGCAGGUUUCAAGUGCCUAAUAAUAGCCCAGGCAACAUUUGAGUAACAAUAAAGUUUUCUGAUUUACAAGUGAAUUUAUUGCAGUAUUACAUUUAUGUUGUUACAAAACCACAAAAAUUAGUGUCAUUAACAUGAUAGGAAGAUUCCAGUUAUCUGCAUGCAGAAGCUACACUGUGCACCCCCAAAUCGGGUUUUAACAUGGCCUAGCAACACAGCUGACAAUCCAGCUAUGUAGUUGUUAGAGCGGAAAUUGAGCUCGGCACCUCCUAACUCACUCCCCGCACUCCAACUGCUCAGUCACACUGCCUCCAAACUACAUGUGAAAAACUAUUUGAGCGAAAAGUUGCGCAAAAAGGGCUAAUGGGGACAAGGUUCUGCAGUUGGGGGAAAAACGACAGCAUGACAAAACUUUCUCAUCAUGUGAACCAUAUUGCAUUCAUCCUUUUUUCGUAUAUUUUUCAACGAAAGCUUAUGUCAACCAGAAAGCUCUCUUAGCACGUCAUGCUCUUAAGCAAGAAAGCAGAAAAGAAAAUCCUCAUCAUCAGAACAAAAGUUAUGCAGGGUUCGCGCGCACCUUGAAAGUCCUUGAAUUUUAAAAUUCAAGGCCUUGAAAAUUGCAGUCGGUGCUGGAAAGUCCUUGAAUAUUGGUGCUACCUUUGUCCAACCCAGAUUCUCAAGGACCUUAAAGGAGCAAACAUAGGAAGACCUUCAGGACAAAAUUGCUCAUGUUGUGGAAGAACUAAAAAAGACACAUACUCGAGGCUUCUUUUAUCAUUGAAAGGAGUCCUUGAGAAAUGGGAAAUGUGUCCUUGAAAAGUCCUAGAACUUUUUCUUCAAAAGAGGGCACGAACCCUGGUUAUAAAAUCGCUUGCGCAUCUCCAAGAAACUUGAGCCUACUUGCCGAGUAGAAGUAAAACUGCUGGUGGUAGUGAGGGAGCAUAAAAAACGCUCUCUCUCAUUCUUAUGACCACACCUAUGACCGUCACCACAAUGCGUUUUCAUAUCAAGUUACAAUUGAUAGAACUUAGAGUGCAAACUCGAUGCCGAGAAAAAGAUAGGUAAUUAUUUAUGCGUUUCCAUAUUAAGUUACACUCUAUAGAACUUAGAAGGUGAACUCGCUAUCAGGUGGUGAACCGGCUGAUUCCCGGCACCCUAAUCCCUAGCCUGAAUAUCAGGUCUUCCUUGGGAGGUUAGCAGAGUGGAGUUUGGAGAUUUGAUGGGAGAGGAGGGAAGAGAGAGAUUUCCCCUCUUUUUCUCCUUUUUUCUCUUCUCUCUUCGUCUUUACGUCAUAUACUGGGAGGCUCUGACCGAAAGGGGUACCUUCUUCAGGCUUCAGUUAUACAGUAAAAACCCGCAACUAAGAACCUACAUUUUUAGGAGUUAGCCUAAACAGGUUCUUACAUAAAUGGUAGUUAACAGAAUUUUAGGCUAUUUAGGUUCUUAAAAUGGGUUCUUAAUCCUGGAGAAACUACAUCAAUUAUUUAAAGAUAUUUUUAUAUUAUCAUUAUUAUUAUUACUAGCUUUAAUGGAUAAUGGUGUGCCGAUCUACAUAUUGCUUAGUAUGCUUUGUAAGUCUACAUAUCUUGCACUCAUUUUUCUUUAAAAAACAUUUUUACAACAAUGGCAAUCUGCUUUUUUUGCUUCAAAUAUGAUUCUUGCAAUGCAGCUGUAAUGUACUAGUAUGAUUGUAGCAAAUAAGAACCUGUUUUAAAUUUCUUAGGCUAAAUAGGUUCUUGUUUAUAGGGGGUAUAAAUGACCAAUUUUAGGCUAACAGGUUCUUAAUUUUUAGGUUCUUAGUUGCGGGUUUUUACUGUAUGAAAGAAUAGGGAUUUCAUUAGUUUGAAUAUAUGAAAGGGUAGGGAGAUCUGUCAUUUUGGCCUGUAAAAAUGUCCAAAAGGGCUAACAUAUGCUUUUUACGGCUGUGAAAAGUCUAGAAAACGUUCUGGGUUUGUGAUUUAUUGAUCUUUGAAAGACCGCGCAUUUACACCAGUUAAAAGGGAUGCAAAGCUCUGAAUCCGCGUAUUUGAAAGGGGUACUAUUUGUCAAUAGAAGCUAAUAGAAAGUACAGGAAAGGGGUACCUUUUCUGUCAAAAAUAGUUUUUUUAUAAGGUAAGGGGUUGGACCUCGGGACCCAGCCUCCCCGUCAAAAACUUUGUUGAGACCCCCCCUCCACCUCCACGGGUACUCCCUGAUCCCCACUCCAGCUGACAUUUGAGCUCCAGCACGCAAGACAUAUCGUGAGGAAACUCGUGGUAAGAUGAGAAACCGGAAACUUCGGUUCAUAUUUAGAGGAGAUCAAAUUCCGCCUAAGGGUCACCGACGACGUGCAGUCCGAGCAAAUCAGGUUUCCCUGUGUAAGAUAUCCUGCCUUGUUUUAGGUAAGUAGCAUCCACUUAAUUACAAUUUGCUUCGAGAAAAUCAAGAAAAUCUUGUGACGUUAGAAUAACUAAGGAAAUUAUAGAAUUUUAAAGUUGUCAAAGAAAUUUCCUCAAAUAUGUCACUCGUGUACUCCACAGACAUCAACACUAGUGCCCCAAGAUCUCGAUCUUUAAUGAAGUUUACAAACGCUGUUUCAGGCUUCGUUAUUUCAGUAGAUCGGACAGAAUGUUGCUAACUUUGUAAUAUGGAAGACUAUUAGACUUUCCUUCCCCAAAGAAUGACUGUCCAUCAUAAAGAAAUUGGCCGGGGGCAUUGGCGGUUCACAAAAUUCCUGCCACGCGAUACACACUCGACAUACGGAUCACACGCAAUGCGCGAGGAAAAGGUCCUGCGCGCACCACGCUCACACUUAAUUGGCACCGGCCUUCGUACGCGAGUUUUCACUUCCUCCAGCAGUAAAACCGAGUUUAAUGUUUCGCUCUUUUUGUCUUUCACUCUUCUGAGAGAUUCGUUACUAUUCACUCCUCUCCUGUGCAGUACCUGUCGUCGCCCAACGUAAGACAGCUUUUCUCUGAUUUCGGAAUUCAGAUUUCGCCUUUCGGAGCGACUGUUGCAAUAGUUCUCUCGUUUUAUCUGUCUAAUUCCACAGGAAUAGUCAACAAAACAAGCAAUUGCUUACACGAUGUAUCUUUUGUCGUUUUCAUUCAGGUGAAUCUUCCUUCAAAAAGCCAUGAAGUUGCAUGCUGUGUUGUUUCUUCAAAAUACUUUGCUUGUUUUUGGUCAGCUUCAAAGGCCGUGGACUGCAAGGGACUGCCAAGAGGUAGGAAAAUCUUUCACUCCAGGCUGGUCUUGCAGCAGCGUUUCUUGUCAUUAUCUAGUACCGUAUGUACCUUUUGCCGCUUUAGAUCUUUGACGUUCCUGGGAGAUGAUAGGCGGGAAAAGGCCCCGGAGGGUACUCCCUUAGGCUGAUUUAGCAGCAGUGUUUCUUGUCAUUAUCUAUGUACCUUUUGCUGCCUUGGAUCUUUGACGUCCCUGGGAGGUAAUAAGUGGAAAGGAGGAGGAACUGAGGAGGGGAAGCACGGGUGAAGGGGAGUCGAGAAAAAGGCCCGGAGGGGUACUCCCUUGGGCUGGUCUUGCGGCAGGGUUUCUUGUCAUUAUCUAUGUACCUUUUGCUGCGUUAGAUCUUUCACUUCCCUUGGGGGAUGAUAGGUGGGAAGGAGGAGGAACUGAGGAGGGGAAGCACGGAUGAAUGGGAGUCGAGAAAAAUGCCCGGAGGGGUACUCCCUUAGGCUGGUCUGGCGGCAGGGUUUCUUGUUCUUGUCAUUAUCUAUGUACCUUUUGCUGCGUUAGAUCUUUGACUUCCCUUGGGGGAUGACAUGUGGGAAGGUGGAGGAGCUGAGGAGGGGAAGCAGGUCCUUUUUCCCGACUCCCAUUCACCCGUGGGGGGGGGGGGGGGUACUCCUUUAUCCAUAUAGGUAUGUACCGCUUCAAAGGGUAGGGUUCUUGCACCGUCUUGGUCUGAAAACGGGUAUAGACUUGGACCAAUUUGGUCUGGAAUCGGCUUUCGAGGGAGCUACUGUGGUCUAUGAACAUAUUUGUCGAUUGAUUUCAAAUGAAUAAGAAAUAAACCCAUAAUAUGCGACUUCGAAAUGAAUUUUAAGAAAUCUUUUUGUUGGCGUUCUAAUCUCAGUAAUGAUAUAAUUUCUGUCUUUGUAAACAUCUAUGUUACAUUUUGUGAAAUCCUCCAGGUCUGAAAACGGGUAUGAACUUUAGAGGCCAGGGCUGAAAACGGGUUUGGAAAAUGAAUGACACUUUUGGGUCUGAGAUAGGGUCAGGAUUUGGAGAACCGGGCGGCAAAUCCCCAACAAGAAUUUUCAGGAGUACCCCCCCCCCCCACCCAGGGAAAAAGAGCGGGCUGAAGCGGAAGGGUUAAAUGUAAAACGCUAAAAUUUUCCCCUUAUGGUAUGUAUAUCCUGAAGCAGUACUAAAGAGAAAGAUGAAAGAAAAACAGAAAUCUUAUUUAACUAGCAUUCAUUCUAUAAAUAUCAAAGAACAAAGUAUCCAGGUAACAACUAAAAUAAUUGUAAGUUCUCAGGUGGGUUGCGCUUGAGACAGUAGGCCAAGACAGGCUUGCUUCCGAUUGCCUGUUUUCAUGCCUUGGGGGGCUGGGUACGAGUGCGUGUAAAAUAGAGGAUUAUCAGCGCAAAUCAGCACCAAACUAGAGCACUGAUCUUUACAAUGUUUCUUGUACUUAACUUAGUUGCUAAAUUAGAUGUUAUGUUACAAAUACAAAAGUAUAGGGAUACCAUGAAACAAAUCCGCGUCAAAGAUUUCUGGUUUAUGAUGGCAACGAUUUUGUGAUUUUUCAGAUGACCAGAGAAUGCGAUCAAGUCACACGGGGAGUUCAAGGCUUGAAGGGACCCAAAGGAAUUCCUGGGGGACAGGGACCUCCUGGCUCCGUCGGAGCCAUAGGUCCCAAGGGAGCUAGAGGACCUCCGGGAAGAUCAAGGCCAGGAGGUCCCGGGUCUCAAGGGCCACCCGCUGGUCAACGUCCACGACCCGGCCCCCCUGGGGACCCUGGUGACCGUGGAGUAAAAGGACAAGCAGGAGAUCGUGGGGAUUCAGGGUCCCCGGGUCAGAAGGGAAGAAAAGGAUAUCCAGGUCUUGGAGGGCUUAAGGGUGCCAAAGGCAUAGAGGGAGAUUCCGGAAGAACUGGUCCCCCUGGGAAUAUCGGACAUCCAGGAACAAUGGGGAGUUGGUCGCGUUGCUCCUGGGAGAUAAAUCGCAGUAAAGACAAUGGCCUACUUAAGGUUGGCAAUUGAAGAAGAAUACUAUUAUUUUGUAGAACUUUCCCUGAUUCCCUCUGUACUUGUGUUCAGUCUUGAUUUUCACAACCCACGGCAAACGUUCGCAAAAGUUCCCUUACUUCUGUUUAAUUUCAUGCAAGGGCAAAAGAAAGCGAAUAACUUAACUGACUAGGUAAUCCAUCGCUCGAGAUCUCUGAAGGAUGAAUGUGUUUCCGUUUUGCUACCCUGAACAAUGGGUAGGUCGAGAGCUUGCUGAAUCUUACACGCACCCAUUUAGGUAGUUUGAGUUGUGUUUUGUUUUUAUACGAGGAUGGAAUUUAAUAGAAUCACUGUACUUUACGUGGCCCCAUAAAACAUCAAUAGCACUAUCGUCUAACCCGUCUGUUUAUUAAGCAAUAGGAGAAAUUUAAAGAACUACUUGUUGCGCUUGCGGAUUGCGGAUUUUCUUAACUAUUUUGUAACGUUCGCUGUAACUCUAGCUUAUUUUUCGGCUCUUCAGAUUUGAGACCGUUAUGUUGUUUCCAAGUCGCAAACUCGAAAAGAAAAAGUAUUGCGUGAGCUCUUGGAUGGUUUUUGGUUACAUCCCUCGCCAGAUUCCACACCCCUGUUUUCUUGUUUAACCGUUUUAGCCCUAAUAUCCACAUACAUUUCGUAAUAAACUAGUUGAGAAAAUUUGAUAAAAGAUCAACGCAUUUUCCCCUUUCGUGGUCGCUUACGUUAUUCUCAUAAUCGUUUCUCUUGAUGAUGUUUGAUUAUUGUUAGGAGAAAAUUGAUUUUGAUCAUUCUUGGGAUUAAAAGAGUUAACUUAACAGCCUCAAUUAAUCUCUCUUCUCCUUAGGAAUGCAUCUUCACCAAACAAGAUUCGAAUUCAGUCCUCCAUGUCGUUUACGAAGGCAAUCUUCACAUUGGUCUUUGCAAAACCUGUUGCAAGCGCUGGUACUUCAUGUUCAAUGACCUGGAAUGUAGCAGCCCUGGUCCUGUCGAUGCUGUGAUGUCAGGGGGUCUGGGCCUUGAUUAUCCCUUUUAUUCUCAAGGUAGAAUCGAAGGGUUCUGCGAGACGAGAUUUUCCGCUGGUCCAGUAAGAGUGGGCCUACACAUGAAGAAUUGCCCUACUUACUCAAGUUCAUUGAUUCCAUAUAACCUGCCGCUGAACAAUCGUUAUGGGAGCAUUUUAAUUCAAGAGGUUUCGCCAUCACAAUAAGAUGUGACUCAGAACAUAUAAAGGUUGUGGCAACUUGCGAGAAAGCGCGCGAUCUGAGGUCUCGGGCAGUAUAAGAUUCUUGACCACCGACCAACUACCCCUCCUCUAACCCAACGUCAACACUAUGAACUUAUUACUUAGGGAAAAAUGUUGGGUUAAGGGAGGGGUAAGAGGGCUGAUCUAAUAAAAUUCUGGGAAACUGUCCACCUAACCCUCUCCUAACCUAACGUGCAGGCGUAUUUUAUUGCUGUAUUAGCCGUUAUCUUUGAUUUCAUGACAGAGGAAGAUUGGGAAGAGUAGAUUCAUUUCCUCCUCUCUUUUGGAGUUUUAACAUGGCGCUUUCGAGAGGAAAAAUAUUUGCGUUCCUGAAGAAAACGCCUCCACUGCAGGCUAGGGAUUUUCAAAAACUUCUCCCUCUUGUUAUUCCAGAUCAAAAUGGUUACCCUCUUUCAUUUAUCUUAGCUAAUUGACAUCAAAAGCAGAUACCUAUUUCUUAUUUUACCCCGUCUAAUUAAAAUCGUUGAACUAAACUUAAAUACUGUUAUCAAAGAACGUUAAUUUCAUUUGCAUGCUAAUUCGGGAUGAGCGCCAAGCUUGAAAAUGCCAGCCCUCGAUUACGAUUGAUUAUAGUAAAUACUAUAUAAUGAACCCCAAUGCGAAAGAAACUUAACCAAGUCCACGAAGCCCAGAGCCCGCGCGCGUGGCUGCUGGCAUAAUUCUCUUUCAAAGAGGACGCUCACUUCCUGCGCGAUCCAUACGUGGCGCCACUUCAAAAAUGAAAGAAUCACUUCUUUGUGAUGACAACUGGGCCAUUGUGUGCAUUCACGAAAUGAAUUCAUGCAAUGUCCUUUUAAUCCGGAAAUCCUCACGAUCAUAAUAGUAUUACAAAGAACGCCUGUUUUGUGUGCAGCGAAAUAAACGUCACGCAAGUUGAUCUCAUCUUACUACUCGACGUCUUUAUCAUUUUGUCAACCUACGCUAGCCUUGUGUGAAUUGGAGAUCGAUGCAUUAACAAUGAUGACCACAGCUUCGUUUAUCUUCCUGUCCUUUGCCAUCUUUGAGAUAAUAGAUUCGCAAGGAGAUAUUGUGUGGACAGACCAGCAGUGUCGUAAGGUAUGUAAUAUGCAGUAAAAACCAAGUGUUAAACAUUUCUUAUAACGAUUUGAUGAGCCUUUGUUAGCCAUUUCCCUGUAUAGUUAGGCCAUGUAAUGUUCAAAACUGUAUUGCGGCUCAAAACGUACUGUCAUUUUAUAUUUUACAGAGUUCUUUUCGUUCUCGAUUGACAUGAAAUUCGGACUCUAUCCAGAGUCUAUCACUCACUAAGGGAGUAAUAUGAUGAACACAAUGCCACCAAAUAACAAAAAAUCCUCUCUCCCCUGCUAAAGGGUAGUUUUGUCAAUUUAGGGACGGACCAUUAGAAAACUUAUGGGGGGGGGGGACGAAGUACAAAAAAAAAUAUUCGCGCAAGGGAAAGUUAAAUGAAAAAAAUUCAUGCUAAAAAAUAUUCAUGCUGUGGCCUAAACUAAAAUUUAUACAAGGAAUUUGAUAACGAAAAAAAAUCCUGCGGCUCGAAAAUUCCCCUCCUCCCCAUAACUUUUCUAAUGGUCCGUCCCCUAGGAAAACCCUUGCCCCAUUUAAGGAAAAUAGAAAUUUGAAAAUUGAUAUCUUCAUUGCCGAAAAAAUUGAUGACAAAAAGGAAGAGCAUAGCACCCUACCCCUCCCCCCUUUCUCAUAUAUCAUAAACGCGGCUGGGAGGAUGACCCUUUUACCCGGAACAGAUUUUCUCCUAAAUGGUUGAUUUUUGAGGAGAAAAUUAAGUGUCAUGGUAAAUUAUUUUGACAUCACUAACACCUCCACGCCCCUUUUUUAAUCCAGAUGAUGGAACAAUGCGAGUUAACCUCAGGCCUUCCUGGAUUCCCGGGUCCAGCUGGACCUAAAGGAGCCAUCGGGGAGCCGGGGCCACCAGGCCCACCCGGAGAAAAAGGUUUUGUGGGACUCCCUGGAGAUCCCCCGAGACCAGGCAGUGGUCGCUCUGUGAAAGGACAGAAGGGAGAACCUGGAGAGUCCGGCGCUAAGGGCGUGAAGGGAUGGAAAGGUGUGGCUGGAAGCAAGGGAAGUGUAGGAGCCAUCGGAUCAUUGGGAUCUUCGGGAUUAAGGGGAGAUCGAGGGGAUAGGGGGAAUAUUGGGCCCCCUGGGGAAGACGGAGACCCUGGAAUGACCAAACUGAACUGGAAGCAGUGUUUGUUUAAGCCGGAUAUCAAUACGCCAAGAGGAGAGUUAACGGUAGGUUUACGGGAGACGCUGAUUUUGCAUGGUUAGCAUACAUGCGCAAUGCAGGCUUACAGGCCUUUUCUGGGGACAGAAAAGGAUUUAUGUUACAAAUAUGCAGGCGUCAUGCCUAACAAAUAUUAACAUUGUUGUUACCAAGGGAAUUGUGAACUCGACUUCCAACCGGGGUCAGGAAAAUGAGCCCGCGCUAAUCCCCCGAAAAAGUUGCAGUUUGAGGUUUGCCCCAGGCACAGUCGGCCUCUUACAAUUCCAACCGUCUGUUCUCGGGGAGGAGCGGACCCGAGAGAGCACCGGAAAUAGAGCCUAAGAGAACUAUUGAUUUUUUUUCUCAGUGUGAAGAAAAGCUAAGGUAAAAAUCGUAGGAAAACAUUUAGCCUUGUAUAUUUAGAGGUUUCAUUGUAGAACUGCAUUAGUAUCAUUUACUAGAUGCUUAAAUUGCCAAAAAUUGGAUACCCUAGUUGCUUUACCGAAAGUCUUCUAAUUUGAUUUGUGUGUUCUCUCCUAGUAUUGCACAUUUCUAAAGGAACGCGGUGAUACCUCAUUGCACGUCACCUACCAAGGCCAGACACACGUGGGAUUGUGCGACAGCUGCUGCAAGAUUUGGUACUUCACGUUUGACAACCUAACAUGCACCGAUCCUGGUAGCAUUAACGCUGUCCUUAGCGCCUUACAACUGUCGGGAAAUGAAGGGAAAAAUAUCCUUCCGGAUUUUAUGCACGGAAGUAUCUCUGGAUAUUGCAAUUCUGUCCCAAGCGGAUCCGUUCGCGUGGGGUUAUCACUAGACGACUGCCCCGGGUAUUCCAGUGAUAGGAAAAACGUCCAAAGUGUUAUCCAGCUUAACAGUCGAAUAAUUAUCCAAGAAGUUCCCGCCCCGCAAUUUUAAAAUCCAAUUUGAGGGGGAAAAUGUUAUCGAAUUGGGACGCGUUCCUUGUUCUUUUCUACGCAUUUUAAAGAUCGAUACUUCUUCAUGUUUUUUUUGUAUGUGUAUAUCGCUCAAUCCCUGCUGCAGUACAAUAGCUUACUGAGCACGCCUCAAAGGGAUGAGAGAAAAAAGAGAUUACGUUUUGUGCGUCUCUUUCCCCUUUCCUUUUUAUUCCUGACACACAUGGUGGCUGAACAACCACAAGCGCUAUCAAUAAUAGUCACAAUGAACAUUUUAUAGAUGGAAUUUUUCCCCGACAGCGCGCGCUCUUACUGGUUACUUUGAAGUCACAUGACAUCAGUAAUUAAAACUGUUUCCCUCAAAAAGUCCCUGGGCACGCGGGCGACAAAAGCACUAUGACGUCAUAGGGUAUCUGGGAAACAGGGAAACAGUUCAGCGUCACCCGUGAAUGUUGAUCUUUCGCUGAAAUUAGCUUUUUCUUCCUGGGCUAUAUAACAAAUCACUUACUGACUGGCCCUCGGCGGAGAACUCUGAACUUCCCUUGGGAAAAGUUAUUAAGUUUACAUUUCCUUAAGGACAAUAAUCAAAUAAAGGUGUACAUGUAGUAACAAGCGCUGUAUCGAUGCUGUAAAUACAGGUUUGAAAACUGUUACAGCUGACCAAGGGAAAAGUACCCGUCCAUGUCGAAAACAGGGAUCCCAUUUUGUUGCUAAUCCUGUGCUGUAACAAACGAAAUAGAUUUAAAAGUAGGUAGCUUAAGCAAGUUUUCUUUGCUGUCUCAGUAACAGCACAGAUAUUGGUGUUCCAAAACAAUGAAACAACGACCAUGUUGGCGUUCGAAACCAAUCCUGUAGGAGUUACACUCUUUUUUUAUUGGCACUUUCUUUUGUUGAAAUAAACUUGCAUAGGGACUGGUCAAGUGAGUGAAAACGCUCUACCGCGUCAACCUCUUUCCCAGGUUCUCUCUCCUACCCGUCUCACUCUCUCGCGCGCUCCGUAGGGACGGGUAGGAGAGAACCCUGGGAACGAGGUCGCUACAACAUAUAACAGGAGCCUUAAAAAUUUGCUCAAGAACUCAUUUACAUUAAGCGAAGGAGGAUACUUUCCCACUGAAUCUCUCAGAAGCAAACACUGAUAAAAAAGUGUCAGGCGAGAGGUUCUCAGAUACAAUCGUCGAUGCCUACUAACUUUGUCGGAAGAGACUCAAAGUCUGCCAGCUUCCGCCUGCGAAGUAAGAGAAAUAUCUUCUCAGACAGAGAAGUAGCCCACGCACCAGGCUACCCCUGAAGGGGGCUUAAGUUCACUGGCUACCCCAACGAUUGCGAGCUGUUGCGUGACUACAGACAGGAAGCAGUAGAUUAAAACAACAAAUGAUUAACUCGAGGAAACAAGACACUCCACAGUCGCGAUGUCAAACAAAAUACUCUGAUCUUGGUGUGCGCUUUAUUCUUAAGAUGACAAGUGAAAAAAUAAUUUUCUUCUAGCAUUUUACUGAGAGAUAUUUGAGAGAAUUUAUCUACGAGCAGGUGAGUCUCUUUAUAGCUAUAUGGUACAUAAAAUUCUAGCAAACUAACAAACGUGUCAAACGUGAAACGUCCUUGCCUUAUCAGUUCAAUGGUUUUUAACUUGAGGUGGACGUAUUCACAAAAGAGCCAGCCAUUUACAGAGAUGAGAUUAAUUAAACACUCCAUAUUUAGUGCAUGCUUAGCCUGCGCAUGGAAAUAUGGAUGGCAAAAAGCGAGUGGUGCUAGCGAGGGAGAAGAGUGCGCGGGAGGAAAGAGGGAGCGCGUCCUUCUCUAUCGUGCGCGUCGCUAAUAAUAUUUCCCACGUUCCAUUGUGUGUCAGCUACGCAGUCUGCUUGGCCUUGAAAAGACCUUUAAGCGUUUCUCUUGUAACAGAUUUGGUAAAAUAAACUCUGAAACGCACACCUAGCUUUGCUUUAAACAACUCGACGCGCUAUAUACUAGGCUGCGAAUGCAGCUGUUUCUCCUCGAUCGAGUAGAGACGGCUGUGUUCGCAGGCUAUUCGAUGCGCGCGUGUUUCACCAUGACGAUUUGCUCACGUUCGUGGUCUUUCUCGCAGUUUUGCAAACGAGCCAUUUAUAAACUGAACAGCACGCACAAAGCAAAAGAACAUAUUUUACGUUAAAUGAAUACCUUCAUUCAAUUUAUUUUCACUGUGCGUCUAGGAAAUUAAACGUUCAUUUCUAUUUUCAGUGUUUAAUAUCUCCUUACCUGCUACUACGCUAAGUUUGCGGCGUGUCGGAAUUUUCGUUCAUCGCGAAAGUGGCAUCGUCACGGAAAUUAUACUGUUUAGAGUUGCUCUUACAACUCCAAAAUUUUUUAUUGGUAAAUUUUUUUCGCCUGAGACGAUGUACGCCAUGAUGAGUUACGUUUUAGCGAAAUUUGCAAGUACAGUCACGUUGGGAAAUAGCAAUGACUUUUUCCGAUCUGAAUAACUUCUUUUUUCGCUUUCUUUCCCGGCUUCUGUGUACAUGUUUGAUGAUUAUUUAAAAAACCGACCGUUUCUGAAAUGGGCCAAGCCUCUCUCGGUUAAAAAUACCAUUGUUUUGGCUUUGAAAAGCUCUCCAAUGUUCUUUUUGUAGUUGAUCAAAUUGAUCGCAGCGACUCGAAUCAUGAUGAUCGCAAUAUUGGUCUUGGCAACCUGUUUACACCAAGCCGUAGAAUCACAGCAAACUAUUCAUUGGGGGAGAUUUCUCUGUGGCGAGGUGAGUUCUAUAACACUCUUCACGACUUCUACUAUUUUAAGAUGCCCCGCAUAGUUCUGUUGGAAUUUUUAGGGCCUGUUUACAAGGAGGGAGGGUAACCCUGGUGCUAGGGUUACCCUAGGAAGAUGGUUACCCUAGCAUCACCCACAUUUCUUCUUUUUUACGCGACGUGGUUAAAAGGCACGUAGGGUUACCCUGGUUCUAGGGUUAACCUAGCAAGAGGGUACCCUGCCUUCCUCGUAAACGCUCUGCUAGGGACAACUGGCUUACCAACAGGCAACCCAGCCUAUCCACAGGUAGUCCAAGCUCGAAAAAUGAGCAUCGGCGUUAUUGCGUAACAUUCGAAAUAAGAGGAUUUGUAUGGGGAAGAAAACCUAUCUUUUCUAUAACCUACGAAAAAGAAAGGAUUUCAAUAAAAUAAAAAAAAAACAGCUUACCUUACUUAAAAUGUGUGUUACGUCUCUCCUGUGUGGUCCACGGGCCAAUUUAUGGCCAUUUCAUCGGUUUUAAUGUAACCGGCCUUCUCACCACGAAAUGGUGAUCAAAAUAUUCACACAGCCUGCCUCAUCCUCGGAAGUUUCAGGAUAUAAAUGGGAUUUUCUUUUCAGUUACUUUUCAAGAAGGCGUUUUUGUUUUUUUUUUUUUUGUUUUUUUUAAUUAUUAGGGCAUUUUGUCAUGGCUUACCUUCGAUUUGGCUAUUUUUACAGGUAGAAGGAAAGUGUAGACAGGAUUUCCUCGGGGCCCGUGGAGUAAUGGGAGUACAAGGAGAUGUAGGCCCCAGGGGUGCACCGGGGCCAAAAGGAAUCCGAGGCGACAGAGGUCCCAAGGGAUUUAGUUACAAUACAGAGCCAGUCCCGCUUGUUGGGCAAAAAGGGAUAAAAGGAAAUCCAGGUAUAUAGUAUAGAAUGUAACCACCUACCUCUCUCCUAAUCAAAUGUUAACACGAAUAUUAACCACAAAGGACUGCAAAGAACUGCAAACGAAUAUUCCCCAGAACUUAGGAUCUAUAAAGAAGACCUGAUCAGCAAAAAUACCAUAUAGACAUAUUAACCCUUUCACUGCCAAGUUUAGCGAAAAGCAAAUUUCGACCAAAUUUCCAAAUUUUAUUUUGUGAAAUUUUGAAAAACAAAUAGCACCAUGUAGGAGUACAGGCAGAGAGCUUUUAUUUGAGUGGUCACAUCAUAGGAUUUGGUCCACUGACUCAAAAGUUAGAGUCACAUUACAAAACUCGAUCAAGCACUCUGGCAGUGAAAGGGUUAAAUUCUGCAAUGCUGAUCGUACUACGUGAAAACUAACUCAGUCCAAGACAUCAACACGACACCGAUAGAACAUAAAACAGAGAGGGAAGUUAGCCUUCGACAGCUGUUUCGCCGUUAUUGUGGCUCUAAACAAUAAUGGCAAAACUGCUGUCGACGGCUACAACCCCGCUCUGUUUUGGGUUCUAUGGGUGUCGUAAAUUAAUAUCCACGUAGUACGAUCAGCAAUGCAGAAUUCAGCAUUGCAGAAUUUGAUAUGUAAAUGUUAACACUUACUUCUCCCUUUGAACAAAAUGUUGGGUUAGGGGAGGGGAGGGUGAACUGAUCUAAUAAGAUUUUGGUAAACCUGAUAGUUACGUAUAAUCUUCUUUUUCGCUUUCUUUCAACUGAUUUUAUUGAAAACUGGCAAACUCUUUGUUGUUUUGAGGUGCCAAGCGUGAAAGUUGAAAAUUACUCGCUCAUUUUUUAACAAACUUUUGACAAGAAUCCCUUGACAAGUAACAGUUCGCAAAGGGCCAAGUCAACUUUCGCAAAGACUUCUGGGACUGUUAUAUGGGACAGGUAAAUAAAAUGGCCAAUAGUUGACCGUUACGACCCCAGAAAGAAUAGCGGGACACAUUUCGGCUCUAGUCCCCUUCUCGUUUUUAAACUGGCGAUUGACUGAUUGAGGAGGUUCUCUGGUUGUUUUACAGGUUAUAGAGGCGAAAGAGGACAACGCGGCCAGCCCGGAUAUAAAGGAGCUUCUGGAGAUCCGGGAGAUAAGGGGGGAAGGGGCAAGACGGGAGACAAAGGAGACCCGGGAUUUCCUGGUGUCCAAGGACCUAAAGGCCCCCCUGGGAUAUCAGCGUCUUUAAAUAGCUGGAAAACAUGCGCAUGGAAGCGCGUAUAUCCUCUACAAGAGUACGGACUACUAAAGGUCUAAUCAUUUAUUCAUUUUUUUUUUUUUAUAUCCUUUUACUACCUCAGUGGCGGAUCCAGGAGAGAGGCCCAUGGGGCCCCCUUCCCCCCAUUUUUUUAGACCAAACUGAGGCCCGAAGGGCCGAAAAAAUAAUUUUCAGGAGACCGGGCCCCCCACUUAUCUAGGGGUCUGGAUGACCGCCAACCCCACCCCCCGCCCCCUUAUCUCAAGGUCUGGAUCCGGCACUGUUGACCUUAACGGGAUAAGGGGGGGGGGGAACAGGGGAAGAGAAUAAAAAUCGUUUAUAUAUCAAUGACUUCGAGCUUAGCCUUGUUUUGAAAUUGAGGCUUGGGGCAGCCUGGAAAUGGUCUUUUGUGUUACGUGUUAUCGGUGACAUUCUGUGGACUAGCUGUUUUGAAAGUUAUGGACCAAAAGACACUCGUUAAGCUCGGAUGGAGUUAUAAGUUGCGUAUAACUAUGUUUGUUUUGAACUACUACUAGUCUAUAUGUUUUCGCCCACUAGUAGCGAAAAGCGCCGGCUUUGAAAACCAAAACAAUGGCGGCUGAAUCGCGUUUUGCUAGCUAAAGUUGUUUUGUCUCGAUAUUUUUGACCAACUAGUUGGAUUUUACUAAAACAAUUCGACCUCAUGGGCUAUUGACUCAGAGCCCAUUCGACCUCGAUGGAUAAUUGUUAAAUAUAUACACACUUAAAGAGUUUGCCAGACACGAGUUUAUCAUUCUGAUCAUUCAAAAAUCUUUGAUUUGAAACAAUUUGCCAGACAUUCUCUCUCUGUUUGGGGAAUAAAACUCAGUCCACAAACAAGCAAGACGAGUGAAUCAACGGCUAGCUUACGGGGGCGGAUCUAGGGCGAGGGUGCAAGGGGUGCGCCCCCGAGAUGACCUGCGGUUUUCUAAUACAACUGGUAUUCUGCAAAAAAAAAAAGACUAUGUGGCUUAUUGGUGUUGAAGUAGAGCAAGAGAAGAGUGCACUCCCUCUUAAAAAAAUCCUGGAUCCGCCCCUGGCUUAUCACUAGCAGAACGAUGGACGAUUACAGAAAUUCGUCGACAAUUAAAUUCUGUACUUCAUUGUUGUUGCUGGAGUGGUAAUUUAACUAUAAAACGAUAAUGUUUAAACCGAUUUCUUCCUCUUUUUAAGGAAUGUAUUUUCAACAAGAUUAAUUCAGGGAGUGUGCUGCACGUAACGUUUGAAGGGAGCUUGCGAGUUGGUUUCUGUACCACGUGCUGCAAGCGGUGGUUCUUUGCCUUUGAUGGUAUUGAGUGUCAAGGUGGCAACAUAGAAGCGAGGCUAGAAGGUAGCAAGACGUUUGCUGGAAUGGAAUACCGUCACGUGAGAAUGGAAGGCUACUGCGCACGCCCUGCAGGACAAGUGUCUGUGGAAUUAUGGGCAGAGGAUUGCGCUGGUCAUCAGCGAGCAUCUAAAGUCCCAUUUGUAGAAGUUGAUUUCACUCCUAGAAUCACUGUUGAAGAGAUCAGUCUCACCGAAAUAUGA
Porites lobata is the source of this 27373-nucleotide messenger RNA. The record is from the annotation of a GenBank genome assembly. NCBI's taxonomy places the organism in Eukaryota, Metazoa, Cnidaria, Anthozoa, Scleractinia, Poritidae.